Benincasa hispida (wax gourd) is the source of this 1325-nucleotide messenger RNA. NCBI's taxonomy places the organism in Eukaryota, Viridiplantae, Streptophyta, Magnoliopsida, Cucurbitales, Cucurbitaceae. The record is from RefSeq and is a predicted model, not a curated record.
UCCCAUCCCCACUCCUCGGCAUCUCGACCCAUUUGCCCCCUUUUUUCAACCCAUCUCUCUCUCACCCAAUACCCAGAAGAAAAAAAAUAUUGAACCAAAAAACAGAAGAAGGAAGCGGAUACCAUUUUCUCGAGGUGGAAGAAUCCAACGGUGACGGAGGUCGACCCCCUUUUCAUUUCUUUUUAUCUGAUCUGAUCUGAUCUGGAUUUUGGGAUUAAUGGCGCCGAGGGAGAAGGCGAUUGCCGUCAAGCCCAACGUCGGUAACGUGAAGGAUGUGCAUUUUAGAGGAGUGAGGAAGCGACCAUGGGGGAGAUACGCCGCUGAGAUCAGAGAUCCCUGUAAGAAGAGCCGUGUUUGGCUUGGAACCUUUGAUACCGCGGAGGAGGCGGCUCGAGCCUACGAUAACGCCGCUAGAGAGUUCCGCGGCGUUAAGGCCAAGACCAAUUUCCCUUUGCCUUCUGACGAUCAGCUUCUUAACCUUAACAAAAAGAUUAACAACAUCAACAAUAAUCAGAGCCCGAGUCAGAGUAGCACGGUUGAGUCCUCUAGCCGGGAGCAAGCUCUGAUGGUUGAUUCCUCGCCUUUGAAUCUCAAUCUUGGUCACGGUAUUGGCGGACUGACGACCGCCGGACCCAUCAGUUUUCCAUUUCAGCGGUUCCAAAUUCCCGUGAUCGGAGAAGUUUUUACCCGCGGUGGCAUACCACCGUCGAAUCACGUUCUCUAUUUCGAUGCCGCCCUUCGUGCCGGAAUGAUCAAAAGUCAUCCACAUCAUCCGAACCAACGCCUACGCUUCGACCAUCUUCGCGAAGCGGUGAGUGAUUUCAGACGCGAGUUGGCCAGCGGCGGUGUUCAAAGCGACUCCGACUCGUCGUCCGUUGUGGACAUGAACGGUCCAGACCUCAAGCCCCGAGGAGGAGGAGGCGGAGGACUGGAUUUAGAUCUGAACUUCCCCCCACCAGAAUCCGCCUGAAAUUUUUUCCCUACGCAAAGAUUGGCUGGGAUUUAUCAUAAAUUAGGUCCCCCACUUUUUUUUCCUUAAAUUUUUGGGUUUAUGAAAAUAACUUAAAUACGAAAUAUUACGAGUGGAGAAAGAAAGAUGAAUGAUACGAUUGUGAAUACAAAAUCCGAUCUCCUCAUUUUUUGCAACACAGAGAAGAAAUGAAAACCCAUAUGGAGUUUUUUUUGUCCUCCUGAUGUUGUUGUCGACGAGGGAUCAUUUUGCAAUUUUUUUUUCCCCAUGAAUUAAUUUUUGAUGUAGUUGGAAGCUUGUAAUCAUCUGAAUGAUUUUUACUUGAAAUUAAAUUUAAAAAGAUCGCAUUGUACAA